GUCGUUCUCCAGCAGUGACGCCACAGGAGAAGAGGAGGAGUCCUCACAGGGCCGGCGACGUGGAGAUACAGGUCGGCGGCGAAGCCAGCCGACGAGCCGCAGCCACGCCGGCGGUUAAUCCGCCGUCCCAUUCUCCUCCUUGAGGCGCCAUCAACGGUGACACCAGACCAACCUCGACGCUUGCUACCCUUCCUCCUCUUCCCAACUAAGGUCUGCCACCCACGCGCUCGCCGCCGUCACCUCUUACUCCAAGUAAGGCACGGACGCGAGCUCCUCUGCGUCCGCGUCUGAUUCUAACUCUGACUCUAACGCGCGACCGCGCGCGGUAGAAUUUCAGUUCAGGGAGUCCGAGGACGACUGGGAUUGCGCGCCAUAUUUUCCUUCUUCUGCCUUCCUUCUACUGCACGGGAUUGUUGAUCUAUAUGACCGGAUCAAGAGCAGCGGCGGCGGUACAGGAUUCGACCUCCGCAGGGCGAACAGAGCUGGAUUUGCUCCGCUGUACACAUGAUAAAUUAUUUAGGAAUAGCAGCAAUAAUAAUCAUCCGGCACCUACAGUCGGAUUAGGACCCCUCCCCUUCGGACUGGGAGGGGCUGCUGCUUGGAAUAAGAAGGUGCUAGCGCUGGGUCAUCAUCAGGGAGACAAUCGCCUCUAAUAAUCGUCCUCUGCGGUGCGGUCGCCUGAAAGAUUCAGUAAAGGAAUAAAAAGGAUCUGAAGGUGCACAGGCCAGAUCAUAGGAUUUCAACAUGGAUGCGGACAAUGAUAAUAACAGCUCCCAGAGCCACAGCCAACAACUAGAGGAACAAGAUAGGCUUAGCAGACUGACAGAUGAUAAUCACCCACUGCCCACCGAAAGAUUCGAAGGUGCAGAAGCCUCAUUUGAUUUCUCCUUGGAGGGGAAUAACGAUAGUAGCAGUUCCCAGUGCCAACAACUGGAGGGCGAAAAUAGGCUCAGCACGCUGACUGAUGAUAUUUUACUGUCUAUCUUGGGGAGAGUCAGUUUACAUAUGGCAGUAAGGACAGCCGUGCUUUCUACACGGUGGAGGCAUCUGCCUUGGUUGCUGCCUGAGCUCAGGAUCGAUGUCAAGGAUUUCCUAUCUGUUCCAUGCCCUGACCCUAUUCAGGCAAAUGAUAUGGAGAAAGCUAUGGUGUGUUUGACCAAUGCAACCAGGGUUUUUUUGGCUAAUCGGCAGAGAGAAUCAACCAUCUGUAGUUUGAACCUGAAGCUCUACUUGAUCAACACUUCCUUGUGCGAAGUUGGCGCACUUGUAAGUGACGCGAUCGAUAGUGGUCUCUUGAAAGAUUUUGAUCUCGCCGUUCUUGAUGAGACAGAACCUCAGAACUGUGGUGACAGGGAUAUGCUACAGCGUGCCAAAGAAAUAGAUGGUUUCUUCAGUGCCUACCCAAGUAUGCUCCACUGCCUCACGAGACUCUCUCUACACAAUUUAGGCUUUGACAAAUUGGACAUGCACCACGUCCUGUUUGACUGCUGCAAGCAACUGACACAUCUAAGCCUCUCUCAUUGUGAUACUGGUGUCUGGUCUCUGUUUAAGAUUGAUGCACCAAACUCAAAACUUCGUGUCCUAGAACUUGUCAAGUGUCGCUUUCAGAGACUGGAGGUGGUCUGCCUUCCGAAAUUGGAGAAGUUCUGCUGGAAUACUUGGGUAUCUCGAUGUGUCCCUUUAAAUUUUGGUUUUGUCCCAUCUCUUGGGGAAUUAGACCUCUCAAGCUGUGCAAUAUGCGAUCAACCUCCAUUUAAAUUAAGUGAGAUUCUACAUGGAACCUCAUGCAUACAUACUCUUACAGUGGAUUUCCAAGGAGAAAACCUCUGGAUGCAACCUGAAAUGAAGGAACUCUGCACAUAUCUCAACAAGAUAAAGAAGCUGCAUGUGCGUGGUAUAUAUGUUGAAUUUGACCUUUCGUGGACGGCAGCUUUUCUUGCGGCCGCACCUUGUGUCGAGAUGUUACAUAUUGAGGUAUGGGAUCAUUCGUGUGAUGGGGAUGACGAAAGUAGAGAGCUGCGUUCCUUCUCUAAAAGAAGGGCUCCUCAUUGGGAGAUGGAAUUCAACGACUCCAAGAACUGGCUGUUGAAAGAGCUAGAAUUUGUUGGGUUUAGAUCACUAGAACAACAGUUCACAUUUAUAAGGUUCAUGUUGGAGCGAUCUCCCAACUUGCAGAAGAUAAUUUUGAAAGGUGAUGAGGAGUGCGACAUGUGUCAAGCUCUUGAUGUACCAUCAAAAUUCCCCAAGAAGGAGGAGCAUGAAAUGGUUGUCAGGCGAAUUAGAGAUGGCAAUUUUUUGCCACAAGUAAUUUUUUGUGAAUAAUAAUGUGCUAAUUAUUGGUUUUUAAGGAGUAA
Molecule: messenger RNA, 2354 nt
Organism: Lolium rigidum
Lineage: Eukaryota; Viridiplantae; Streptophyta; Magnoliopsida; Poales; Poaceae
Exons: 6
Coding region: 745-2322 (525 amino acids)
Molecular function (GO): protein binding
Source: RefSeq, a predicted model, not a curated record